Entamoeba dispar SAW760 is the source of this 450-nucleotide messenger RNA. RefSeq lists its product as uncharacterized. The record is from RefSeq and is a predicted model, not a curated record. The transcript has 2 exons. The coding region runs from base 1 to 450 and encodes 149 amino acids. NCBI's taxonomy places the organism in Eukaryota, Evosea, Mastigamoebida, Endamoebidae.
AUGACAGCGUUAACACUUUCACUGUAUUCAGCAAAAGUAAUCACCUCAACUUCUUCAUCACUUUUAUUUUCUUUUUUUUCUAUUUUAUUUUUUGAAGGUUGUUGUUCAUCAGAAAUACAAUUAGAAGUUGGAUGUUCACAUUUAUUAAACCCUUCUAUUGAACUUGAAAACUUUCCACAACUCAUUGAUUUAAAUGAAGAUAAUUUUUUUAGAACAAAAGAAGAAAUAGAAAAUUGUCAAAGAGAAGAAGAAAAUGAAGAUUCAAUUGAGAAACAAGAAAAAGAAAAUAAAAACGAGAGUAAUGAAGAUAUAAAGAAGUCUAUUGAUGAAUUUUUGUUAAAUGAAAAUGAAAUAAUUGAUGGAGAAGAUGUUAGUUCUGACGAAGUUAAAUUACCAAGAUUUAAUAAUGAAAAAGAGAUAUCACAAAUAAAAAAACAAGCAAAAAAUUAA